AAAUUAUUUAACAGUUAACAAUGAAGAAGAUCCCUGCGUUAUUUGAUUCAGAUAGUUCGGCUAAAAAAAGAGCAAAAUCUCCUAUGCCUAAAAGACUGAAUUCUCCAAGAAAUGCCCUAUCAGAAAACACUUCCAAUAUCAAGGUGUUUGCUCGCUUUCGGCCUUUAAACAAAAUGGAAGAGAACAAUCCAACUUAAGACUUUUGUAUUUUUCCAGACAUACAUACUGUACUUCUUUAAUAGGAUGUCGUCCACACAUUUGAUAGAGUUUUCCCACCAACUUCUAAUCAAUUAUCAGUUUAUGAUUCAGUUGGAAGAGAUGCAAUUUAAGAUGUCUUAAAUGGAUAUAAUAGCACUAUCUUUGCUUAUGGAUAGACUGGCUCAGGAAAAACCUACACAAUGUUUGGCGAGUUACGAGAUUCAAUUGGUAAAGGCAUAAUACCAAGAUCAAUGUAUUCGAUUAUUAUACUCCUUUUAGUUAAGAGAUAUUUACGUAUAUUAAUUAAAGUGAUCCAGAAUGCGAAUUUGUUUUAACUUGUUCUAUGCUUGAAAUCUAUAAAGAAACCUUAUUUGAUUUACUUUCAAUGCAGCGUCCUGAUUUAAAGAUUAAGGAAAGUGCAACUAAAGGUAUUUAUGUAGAAGGUCUAACUUAAAUAUCAUUAUAAAGUUAAGAUGAAUUACUUAGAAUUGUAGAACUAGGAGAAUAAACAAGAAAGGUUGCUGCAACCAGAAUUAAUUAAUAUAGUUCAAGAUCUCAUACUAUUUUCAUGCUUGAAAUCAAAUAGAAAUUAUCUAACGAAACAGAAAAGAAAGGAAAAUUAAAUCUAGUUGAUUUAGCUGGAUCAGAAAAGGUGGGCAAAACUGGCGCACAAGGAGAAAUUUUGGAGGAAGCUAAAAAAAUUAAUUUGUCACUUUCAUGCUUAGGAAAUGUCAUUCAUGCUUUGACUACCAACAAUGACCAUAUUCCUUACAGAAAUUCGAAAUUAACUAGAAUUUUAUAAGAAUCCUUAGGUGGAAAUUAUAAAACCUCUUUAGUAAUUUAUUAAUAUAUUAAAUAGAUUGUAACCUGUUCAUCUCAUGCUAGUUCAAUGGAUGAGACCAUUAGCACAUUAAAAUUUGCAUCAAGAGCUAAAUCUAUUAAAAAUCACUAUAAAAUGAAUAUAAAGAUGUCCUCAGAAAUGAUGCAAUAGAUGAUUAAAGAUUUGAAGAUGUAAUUAUAGUUAGCUCAUCAAGAGUUAGAAUAGUUAAAAAGAAAAUCUAUUUUAGACAUCCCAAACGAAAAUAAUUUGAUAAAGCAAUACGACUCUUAAAUUAAUCAAGAGAAAGCAAAUAAGUCAAAGCACCCAUCAAUGAGUCUGAUGACCGAUAAAUCUUGUCUUCAAAUUGAUUUAUCAUUCUUUUCAUCAAAAAAAGCAUCUUAACCUGAGAAUAUUAUAGAUUAAAAGGAAAAUGAGGUUAAUUACUUGAAAUAAAUUGAUGAUCUCAGAAUCUCAUUAGGUUAAUCUAAAAUAGAAUGCUAGAGAAAAUAAGUUAAAAUAACUUAAUUAAAUUCAAAAAUUGAGUGUCUUGAAAAGAUAAUUCAUAAAUUACAAAAGGGUGAAAAUAAUGUGAAAACAGAAUAGAAUCAAAUAUUAAUUGAUGAAAUCAUUUCAUUAAAUGAUUAGUUAAAUAUUUUGAAUAUUGAUAUUGAUGACUGCUAAAACAAUUAAUUUAGAGAUAAAAUGGAUUAAAUCAAUUUUGAAUAUACUAGAAAAUUAGAACAAAUAAUUUGUGGAGAAAUUACUUAAAGUAAAUUAACAAAGAUAAUUUCGAAAUCAUAAACAAUUGAGCAAGUAAUGCAAAAGUUAUCACUCUAAAAUUUAUUUAAUACUAUUCAUCGAUCAAUUACAACAAAUCUAAUAAAUUUAAAAUUACCUCAAGAUUUUUUUAAGAAAAUAUCUGAGAUUAUAGAAGAGUCUCUAAAGCAUCCACUUAUUGAACAAGGAGUCAUGGAUUAUAUCACACAUUAUGAAUCUAUAAAGCCAAAUAAAAGUGAAGAAUUAAAAAUUGAAGCUUUAAAGCUCGAUAAAUAAAGAUAUUCGUUGGAAAGAUAAAACUUAGUUGAACAUGUUGAAAAACUAAAAGAGAAGAAUGAAUAAUUGAUACAAGUAAAAUAAUAAAUAUAUUUAGCAACUAAAAAGGCAAAAUCUUAUUAAUUAAUAGAAAUUGUCAUAAUUUCAAUUAAUGGAGACUAAGUAUCACUAACCUACAACUCCACUUAUGGUUAUAGAUAAUUAAAGGCCCGUCUCACAACACAGUGACAGAUCGUUAUGCAAACCAAAUACAGCAAGGAAACCAUCUACAUUUUUUAGAUAUGAAGAACUUUUAUGA
Messenger RNA from Paramecium sonneborni, 2369 nucleotides. The record is from the annotation of a GenBank genome assembly. Lineage: Eukaryota; Ciliophora; Oligohymenophorea; Peniculida; Parameciidae.